Papilio polytes (common Mormon) is the source of this 500-nucleotide messenger RNA. RefSeq lists its product as uncharacterized. NCBI's taxonomy places the organism in Eukaryota, Metazoa, Arthropoda, Insecta, Lepidoptera, Papilionidae. The record is from RefSeq and is a predicted model, not a curated record. The transcript has 3 exons. Bases 115 to 459 code for a protein of 114 amino acids.
UCACAAUGAACAGUUCGAUACGAUAUGAAGUAGCGUAAAGUAGUCCUUGGAAUAAAAAAUAAUAUACUAAAAACUGUGUCCUUCUAGAUAUUAAGUGAUAAAUCAUUAGUCAUCAUGGAUUUAACAGUGGAUCAAGUAAUGGAGGGUCUUUUGAGUAAAGAAUCGUACGAGAAACCAUCAGAUACGGUGAGCCAUGAAAAACUGGAAAUAGAGCUGCCAAAAUGGUACGAUGAAAAACUGUUUAAAAAGGGACAACGUUUCUAUUGGAGGUUUAGCUUCGGCUUUUCCUACUCGAUGUUACCAGGCUUAGUAGCGCUAUUCGCUAUCCCUACCAUCUUAGAAGUGCUCGCUGGGUCUAGACGAUCAUCUACCACGUAUACCGCCUACAAACGAUACGUUGCCACUUUCUUACACUUCCAGUCAUGGUUGACACAUGAUCUAAAGCCGGGGAGUAUGUAAGUAUUACUGAGGACUUAAAGUAUUAGAUAUCAGCGCCCCUA